Lymnaea stagnalis (great pond snail) is the source of this 11416-nucleotide messenger RNA. NCBI's taxonomy places the organism in Eukaryota, Metazoa, Mollusca, Gastropoda, Lymnaeidae. The record is from the annotation of a GenBank genome assembly.
UGGACAAAUGCCAAAACGUACAUGAUAUACUCAUACUAAUACAUGUAAGGUGUAAGAAGCGUUUUUCUGUAAACUAGCUUAGUUGGUAAAAUGAUUUUAUUAUUCAAAUCUUAUCAGUCAAAGUAAUAUAUAUUUUAUUAUUGGUAAAAGUGCAGUUCAGGUGCGUAAUAUUAUCCUAACGGCAACGGCCUGACGCCGCAUUUCGUAUUUUCCCCAUGUAAACUUACGUGAUACGUGUAGUCGUAGUUAUUCUUUGUUAAUUAAAUACAGGAAGUUAUAGUUAACUAAUAGCUAUUUAUGCUGAAUUAUACAGGGCUUUUUUGCUUUUAAUUUGAUUUCUAAAGCGUCUUUAAACAUCCCCCAAUCAAAGUUAAAAUAAGUUACAUAGCCCAUUCGUUUUGUAUUUGUUUUUAAUCCUCUGGCCAGAUUUUUAAUCACUUAUUAUGACUUAUACUUAUAAGUUAGUAUGCCAAACGAAAUUUUCAAACUGUAGGCAUGUUCACACAAAAAUAAUGAAAUACUGGAAUUUUUCUUCCUCACGAGCGACCCCUCCCCCCCAUCUUUUUUUCCCUCUCAUAGCGCUCAGUCUCAGAAUAUACCAAAAUAUGGGUUUCCCUAAGUUAGACAUUAGGGGGGGAGAAUUAGAAGUGGAUCACCUACUAAGACAGCGGACACACAUCAUCAUUGUCCUGGAGUGCGGCUGAAGAGGCGGGGGCUAAAUCUGAGGAUGGCUGCCGCGGCGUCUUUUGUGUGUUUAUUAAUAGUUGCAGUGAAUUAGGGUUUAGGUUAGGUUGAGGGAUUGAUUUAGGGUUCAGGUUAGGCAUAGGGAUCGAUUUAGGGUUCAGGUUAGGCAUAGGGAUCGAUUUAGGGUUCAGGUUAGGCAUAGGGAUCGAUUGAGGGUUCAGGUUAGGCAUAGGGAUCGAUUUAGGGAUACAUUCAUGAAAUUCAAUAAAAUAGUGGCAGUCGUCCCUGUAAUUUACCGAGGCAAGGGUCCACAAAUUUGUGUCAAUGUGUGAUCACGUUCCACUUUUUAAAAAAAUAUUUGUGACUUGCAGAAAUGUGGGAAAUCGGAAUGAUAGCAUGGGUUCAUUUAUUGAUGGUCAUCGCAUACUGAUGGCUGCAAAUACGUUGUUCAUGAUUGGUCAGCUCUAAUUUGAGCACCCCUCCCCUUUUUCGUAUGCAAAUGCGCUUAUCUUGACUGACUUGCACUGAGUAAAAUGAGGGUGAGGGCUAGUGAUUAUAUAUAAUAAGACGGACUCGUUUUGCGGUAUUGCUGGUAGUGUGAUCACUUGGUUCAAAAUGGCAGAACAACCAAGAAACAAUAAUUCAAAUUGUUGAUGCAACGGAAAUCUUAAAUGAUGCAGCAUUUGGUUUAUACGUGCACUUUGUGAGGCAACAAAUAACAUUAAUACAACUAUGGAAUUUCUCACAAGUCGCUCCCCAUUGAAGAACAAAAUGGAUGUGACAAUUGCAAUGUGGCUUGAAAACUGGCUAUGUGGGUCGUAUGUCAAGUAUGAGAGUUCCAUAUAACUCCGGAUAUAUUUGAUAGUAAAGUUAUAAAAUAAAUUAAAGAUACAUCCAAUUGGGCAUCUUUUAUAACGUAUCUUUAAAGACAGAUCCUUGAUUUACCACAAUGGCUCCGUAAAAGACAAAAGAUCCAUAAAGAUGUACUUUUAUAUCUCGUAAAAUUUGUUAAAAAUGUUGUUGCAUUCUAACAAAAAGAUGGCAUUUUACUUUAAAAAAUUCUUUUAUAAAAAAUUCACAUAAUUUUACAUGCGAAAAUAUGAAAUUCAACCAGAAAUAAAAUACGCACAUAAACUGCACUUUUACCUUAUUAUUUAUAUAGCUCAUAUUAUGAAAAAUGAAAUGGGGCCCCGACACAACACUAAAUUUAAAAAUUUUUUUUACUAGACACUAAUUACACUAUAUUUUUAUUACUUUACUACAUUUACUAUAAUUUAUAUAAUAUCAACACAUUAUUAAUUAUAUCAUAGUCCGUAGCCGUAGUGAUUGUAUUGUAUUGAAAUAUCAGUGUAUUUAAAACUAAUAAUAGUCAAGCCAUUUAGGACUGGUCAAGAAUUUUCCAGAAAGUUCAAUAAUUUAAAAGGCUAGGUUGGGGUUGCUAUAGCAUUUACCAUGGUAAAACACUUUUGAGAGAGCUGCAUUGGCUGUCGGUCAGCGCACAGAUAGAAUACAAAAUUGCAACUCUGUGCUACCGCUGCUUGCAUGACCUAUCUCAAAGCGCUCAUGACGCCUUAUGUACCCACUAGAUCACUCCAUUCAAACUCUGGAUACCACGAGUCUGCCUUGAUACAUAUGGAAAGCGCGCUUUUGCUGGCCCAAAAAUCUGGAACAGCCUUUCUGUCGUUCUCAGAAACAGCCAGACACUUCAGUCUUUCAAAACUGAGUUGAAAUCACAUCUUUUUCGCACUCACCUGCUGGGGUGAUGAAGUCUACCUCCUUGUUUUCAAGAAGCUUGCUCAUAUUCCUCGAUGUAUAUCAGCUUGUAUUGUCCAUUGGCUUGUAUGUCGAUUUUAUAUUGUUGCGUUUUGUAUUUUAUUGCACUUUGAGCCUUAAUUAGGGAUGAAGGGUGUUUUUGAAAAUUAUUAUUUUAAAUGAAGUGGCUGCUUGCACUGUGGUGGUGUACCUAGCAAAACCAUGGACCUAUGCCUAUGCCUGCGUACACCGCAGCUAAAUUGUACCAUUUGCCUGGUUUUAAGUUAUGCCUGUUAGUGGCUUUUAGAUUAGAUAUGAUAUUGCUGGGUCUUGUGAUAGAGUAGACACAAGGCAAUAUUAUAUUUUGUGAUCAAUUACCAAAUGGGGAUAGAUUUUCUUUUUAAUUUUUUUUGGGUGUUUUCAUUUUGAUUAAAAAUAUAUUUUAUAUUAAAAUUACUAUGUUCAUUUGUAACAGUAAUUUAAUAAGAAUUUUAAAAAUAUCUUGGAACAAUUUAAAUAUUUAAAAUAUAUGUUAUAAUCUGAUUAUUAAGUUUUAAGUUUAAACUUGAACAAGUUGUGCUGGCCUUUGAAUUUGAAAAUAAUAAGAAAUGAGAAAACAAACAGAAAGUGCAUGUAUAAUGUAUGUAAAAUGUAAAAUAACCAGAGAAAUGAUUGUAUUUCAACAUUCUUCAUGUACCGUAGUUGAUUAUUUACAUUUUACUUUUACAUGUAAAUAUAGCCUUGAUGUAGACUACAGCUGUUAAUGAAUCUGUUAACGUAUGAAUGCGGACAUCCAUUGAAAAUAACAGUAUAUCAUAUGAAUAUUAAUGUGCAUGAACGUCAUUUCAAUGAUCUUGCUUUCACUAUGCAUUGGCAAAAUUUACACAUGACAUCAACGGUUCAUUCACAACCCUCAGUCUCAUAGCCAAUCUUUUGAAAAAAACAUGAUUUUAAAAACACACAGCGCAGUAUCAAACUGUAUAGCAAAGCAAUAGGUCUGUGUUUACCCCGUUCAUGACAGAAUUUUUUUCCAGAGUGGCAGAGCAUGUGCUAUUCGCAAGGUAAAACACAACAUCUCACAGAAACCAUUGCACAAUGCACCAAGGACAGGAUGUGUGCUAUUUCAAUAAGAAAUCGAUGCAUGGCGGGGGGGGGGGGGGGGGGGGUUGAGUUAUGGGCAGAGGCUCAACAGUGGGUACAAAACCAAAAAAGGGGCCUAAUCAGAUCAUGGCUCUGGAUAGGGGCUGUCCACAAAUGACCUCCGGACAACAAAUAUAACUUUUGCAUACAACCCCACCUGGGUGUUUGCUGAUGUCCGCCGGCACUUUUUACAGUGUGUAAUGGCAGGAAAUAUAACUAUUAUAAAGAGCACAGAGUCAAUACAUUUAAAUGUCUAAAAUCAGUAUGAUAUAUAGGGCUAUCCAUAUAUUUACGCAUUAUAGGGGGAGGAUGUUGACAUUAGAUACUUUGCAUACUGCUGUGUAUAGCGGUUGUGGGAGGGGUGGUGGGUUUGGCGGAAAGAACACAUUUAAUGAUUAUCCUGUAGUUCUGACACUCUAAUACAUCUAAUAAAGCCAAAUUUAACCUGAAAAUCUAUGAAAUCAAUGAUAUUUAAUUAUUGUUAAAAGACUUUAAAAAAUCACUGCAGUCAAAAUGUUUUGUGUUGACAAUCGCUUGAUAUCACAAUAGUAAUGUUUAGCUUCAGACAAAUUAACUUCAAGACCAAUGUACAUGAUUCUCUGCCUGUAACAUAUUUUUGGCAUAAUUAUAUCUUGGGGUUAACAAAACAGAUACACCUGCUUCCCAUUCAUUUUGUACCCCACCCCCCAAGGGAUGACAUACAAUAUUAUAAUAUCACCCCCCCCCCCCCAAUAAUCUAAUUCAAAUUAGCUACCCUUUUCAGGCCUUAAGAUUCACAAACAUAGGUUAAAAGGUAUAAUAAUUGAUAAAUAUAUUUGUAUUGCAAUUUAUGGAAGGGGGGGGGGGAAUAUAGUGGUAAACUUUAAAAAUAAAUCAUGGUUUAACAUUACACUGCCCCCUUCCAAUUUUGAAAACAAUAUAUUUCCUUUAUCUUGGCGGAUGGCUUGGGGAAGUGCCCCCCACACAGGGCGGGCCAAUAUUUUACCCGACUUUCCAGUUAGUUCAAAAUGGCAAUCUCUAUUUAAAGGAAAAAGAAAUGAUGCACAGGGUGGACCACUUUUCCAACCCCCUUAUCCCAUGCCACUCUCCCAGAAACUAUUAUAUGUCCUACUAUAAUCUACAAAUUGCCUCUCUGUGGGGAGUACACCACAAGUUAGGAUAAAAAAUGCGUUUUACUUACAAAAAGGCCAGAUGUGACCAAUAAAAUACUAAAAAAAUGCUUUGCUCUUUAUGAGUACUUUGCCACAAAAAAUGUGGAACUACCCAGUAUCUUUCUCCCAACCCCCAAAAUAAAUAAAAAAUAUUUUAUCUAAACUUAUUAUCUAUACUUAUCAACAAAAAAAAAUUACAGUUACAUUCUUCUAGGAACGUCAUUCCUUUGUGUUCAUGCAGGACUUGGGCCAUGCGCAUAAUUAAAAUCUCAGUACUGCUUUUGUUUAAUCUUGCAGGUAUUAAAUGAUUUUUAAAUAAAUAGUUUUCAUUUUUUUAACAAGUUUUACAAGUACUGGUAAGGCCAUAGAGAUAAAGACUCGCAAAGACCGUGGUUUUGCUGCUUAUACCACUGCGGUGUACACAGGCCACAGCCAAUGCUUUUGCUAGGUACACCGCUGCGGUAUAACCAAGCCAAAGUCAAAGUUUUUGCUAGGUACACGGCCAUGGUGUAGGUAAUGCCGGCCCAUUUUAAAACUGAUUGUAAAUCGAGAACUUUUAAAUUUUAACUUCAUUAUUUAUUUAAAUGAUUAUUAUAAGGCCCCUUAUCUCAGGCAGAACUAAAAUGGUACAUCAUGUAAUGGGCCCCUCUUUUAACUUAAAUUUUAAAAAAUGGAUUUAGCUAUGGCAUUUAGCUGUAUAAUUAUUUGUAUUCAAAAAAUAGUUUUAUAAGUUGGUAAACUGCACUUCAUAAUCCCACCGGGGAUCAGCAUUCCCCCUGGGGAAUGUGAUCCCACCAAUAAACAGGAUUUAAAUGAGAAAAUGUUAUCCCAACUGGUAAAAGUAUCAAAACAGAAUAGAUCCCAACAUGAAUGGCAUCUCUGGGGUAACGGGAUACCACAGAGGAAUGGGAUCCCACAGGAGAAGGGGAUCCAACAGGGAAGUGGUUCCCACCGGUAACAGGAUCAAACCAGGUAUGGGAUCACAUCAGAAAAUGGGUUCCCAUCAGGGAAACAGAGAAUCCUACCGGGAAAUAGGAUCUUAUCGGGAUCCCACAAGAGGAGGAUCCCAUACUGAGAAAUUGGGAUCCAAUUCCGAAAUGGGAUCCCUUUGGGAUUGUGUUUUAUUUAAUGUGUUUUUUACAGGCCCCUUAAUUUUGAUUUUAGCUAAAAAGCUGUAGAAAUGUUUUUUUUCUGAAUGAAAUCCUGAGCAUGCAAGGUAUAUCGGCUGAUAGAUAUAUAUGUAACUACACACCAACACCCUUUAGACCACUUACUACUGUUUCACGACACACUGUUUGGAAAGCACUGCUCCAUAGGCAGCAGAUUACUUAUUAUUAAUAAAUAUUGUCAUUUUAGUAUGCAUGAACAUUAUAUUUGUAAUACUUGUUAUUUGUUAGUACAUUCAGUACAGACAGGGUCUAUUUUAAGUAUUUUGUUGCAUCAUUUUUUUAAAAGGUUACUUAUUGUAUCAUAAUCUAUUUUUUCAGGGUUAAAAAUGUGAGUAAAAUGUAAAGAAAAGAUGCAAAUCUCAAGCACUUAACUUCAAGCCAAAAUCCUGUUUGGUACUUUGCUAAAAAAAAUUGAAAAAUGAAUUUCACGAAAACUCAUUCAGUUUUGUCUCAUCAAUUUAUAAAUCAAGAUGCUGAUAAGUUUUCAGAAGCUUUACAGAUACCAGAAAUAUCUAUCACUCAAUCACAAGCACCAGAUAGUUCUAUUGAGGCACAUUUAUUGAGCAGCCUUGUUGCUACAGAUUUAGGCCCAUCAUCAAACUCACCUUCAGAAUCAUCAAUAAGGUUGUAUGUAGAAAGCCUUGAUGGUAGUGUCACAGAUGAUGAUAUUAGUGAUGCUUCACUGAAAGAUAAAAUUAAUCGAGGCACACUAACUGAAAAGGAAGAUUCCAAACCAUCCCAAUGUAAAUAUUGUGUAUUAAGAUUGUCAAAGCUCAGGAAACUAGAGAAAAUUAAGACAAACAAGUUGUCUUUAGUAUCAGCUUCUACCAACAGCUUACAUAAUUCUCAAAAUCCUCAAAGUGCAAGCAAAAAGGAAAGGGCAUGUCAAACAUCAGCAUCAUUGUUUGAGAGGGCUGAAAUGACAAAUCGGGAGUUAAGGAGCUUAGCAAUGAUUUUACGCUUUCGACAUGGGAAAUAUCUAAGAACAGAAACAUUUUGCAAGUGUGCAAAGUAUGGCAGAGAGAGAGACUGCCGGUGUGGGGAGGAGGAGAAUUGUAAGUAUGUCAAGUGUGCUCAUAUUGUCAGUAAUUUGUAAAGACCUUUGUAUUAAUAAUAGUUUUUAAAUACUAAUUUUUACCUUUCUAUAUUCCAUCAAAAUUCAAGAGUUACAAAAAAAAAACAUUUAGUAUGAACAUUAGGUAUUUUUGCAUUAAUUAUAGUAAAUUUGUUUGAAAUUUUAAAUUUGAUAUCCAGAUUUUGACUGGGUCUGGGAUCCUAAUGUAAAACACAGAGGCCAGGCCACUAGUUUGCAAGAACAGGGCCAUCAAGUAAUAUUUCACAAAGAUUACAGCUGUGGAACAUCUGCUGUACGAGGUCAGCAGCCCAUGGAAAAAGACCAAUAUUUCUGGGAAAUAAAGAUGACCACACCUGUAUAUGGUACAGAUAUGGUAUGCAAAAUAUGUUUUGUAUUUUAAAUGCAUAUGAUCUUUAAACUUUUUAAAAUUCACAUUUUCUAACAUCAGCAACAAUUAAAUUUAAUGAAUAUAUUUGAAUAACUGGUACAGGGUACUUAACAUUAAAUUUAAAUCAUUAUUACAGUAUGUAUUGUGUAAUAAACAUUUUUAGAUGAAAUAUUUUGCUUGGGAAAUAACAAGCUUUUGUUUACCGGUAUGUGAAAAAUUUUUUUGAUUAGCCAGCUAACAUGAGCGACGAUAUUUGGCUAAAUAAUUGUACAUUAUUGUCACAAUGGUUUUCCUUAAUUUCAGAUGGUUGGAGUUGGGACUGAAAAUGUUGAUCUCAACAAAUUUCACAACAUUUUCUGCAGCAUGUUAGGUUAUGAUAUGGACAGUUGGGGUAUUUCAUAUGAUGGGCGCAUUCAACAUGGAGGACGUAAACAGGAAUAUUGCAGCAGAUUUGGUCAAGGAGCAAUCAUUGGUGUCCACCUGGAUAUGUGGCAUGGCACACUCGCCUUUUUCAAAAAUCGUCAGUGUUUAGGUAAUGAAAAAUUUGAAAAGAAUUACCAAUUUGAAAUGAUUGGCAGGGGGUGUUUUUUUAAUCUGUACAAUUACCUAAAUAAAUUAAAUUCAACCUUUUUUUUUUUUUAGGUAUUACCCAUAGGAUUGAUGAUAACUAGACAUUUGAUAGUUUAGUUUUAGUAUUAAGUGAUUGGCUGACAAUCUGAAAUUAAUUUUGGAGAAGUGAAGGAUUAUUUAAUAUAAAUUUAAAUUUUUUACUCAUAGCCAUAGUUUUGUUUACCUACAGUUAAGAUUUUUUUGUGUGGAUAGAUUAACAUUUUUGUGUGAACAUAUUUUAAAAAGUUUUGUGCUUUUAAGUACGGUAUUAUAAUUUUUUAAAAAAUCUUAUGAUUUGUACUGUGGUACCCGGUACUCAUUUAAGGACUUAAUCAAUGUGUGUUUUUUCAAAAAACAUACUAUUUGAACAAAUAUUGGUGAUUUGCAGAACUUAAGUUUAAGUUUGAGGUUACGAGCAGUUAUAAAUUUUAAAAAAGUGCUUUCUGCAUCAGUGAGAGUUAAAAGAUUUUAUUUUAAACUUUCAAAUGAAUAAGCCAUUUCAAUAAGUCCAUUAAAAAAAUUGUGCUCACAUCCAGGUCUACUCAGUCUAACUAUUUGAUGAUGAGGCAAUAUAUUUUUAUUUUCUACCAAGCAUCAGCAAAACACAUAAUGAGAGUCAGGUAUCCUCUAAUCCAGUGGUUCCCAAAUGGUAAGGGGUCUGCAAGCACUUCUCAGGGGCUCCACGGCCACUCAAGGAAACUCUAUGUCCUAAACACUGUUAACUUGUAAGACAUUACAGGAUAGGCCUAGGGGGUUGCCCUAUAGAAAUUAUUUAAAAAAUUGGGCUACACAAGUCAAAAGGGUUGGGAGCACUUCUCUAAACUAAUGUGUUAUUUCAGAUCUAAGUGUUUUUAAAAAUAGAUUAAAUCAAAACGAAAACAGGGAAAGGGGUAUUUUUUUAAUGAUGAUUUUAAUUACUAAUAUGCAUUAUUUUAAAGGGCUGGAGAUCACUUCCAGGUAAAUUCAAGCACUUACCACUUGGUGUAGUGGCAGUGGACAUUAUCCUUACCACAACAUUAUGUUCAUUAUUUAACCUUCAUGUUACCCUUACAUUUUUCAGGUGUUGCUUUCAAGAAUUUGAGAGGAAGAACCUUGUAUCCCAUGGCGUGUUCUACAGCCGCUCGCAGUGGCAUGAAAGUAAUAUCUUCCAGAUCUUUCCCCACUUCCCUCCAGUUCCUUUGUUGUCAGAGGCUACGAAAGUUUGUUCCAUCCCACCUCAGUGUCCUUGAUGCCCUGGCCAUGCCUCCAGGAUUAAGGGCCUUCUUAGCCAACAACAUGACCUGGUUGCUUCAUGUGCCCCACAACACCCUGCCAAAACCCAAAUCGGGAUACAUAUGUGAGAUCUGCUUGCCCUUUAAAAGUGUCCUAGAAGGAUGCACUGAUGAUGAGGAUGAAAGCAGUGACGAAGACACAAGGAUAGAGCAUAUCCAUGAUGUCCUCAAUCUAGGGGACUCUGACGAUGAUAUAACAGAAGAUGAGGAGAAAGAAGACUCAGCUGAGCGAAAAUCACAGACCGGCGGCUUGACUGGUUAUCUCCUGACACCCCGAAGACCAAUUCAAUGGCAGAAUGCACACCCCCACCAUUCUUCAGCGGGCUCAGCUUCGACAUCAAGACCGGACCGGGUGAUUGUGAUGCAGAGGACUCUGUGCAGUGUCAAAAAAUUCAGGCUGAGCGGUGUCCAGGCUGAUGAGGAAGCAGAGGAGGAGAACAGUGAUGAGGAAUUGUCAGAGCCAGACACCAGCAGUGAAGUCCAGGAGGAGAGCCUGAGUGAUAUCCAGAUGGAAAUAGAACAGGAGGGCAGUAAACAGCUGAUGAAGCUGGGUAAAAGAAAGCGAAGUUGAUAAUUAGAGAUUAUGGUUAUAAUGAAUGUCCUUUUUUUAAAAAAUUUAUUAAAAUCCCCUUAAUUGAAACAUAAGUUAGGGAUCAACUAUUACUGCCUGAAUGAAAGUAUUAGGUUUUUUUGCUAUCUAUCACCUGAAAUGUUUUUGUUUUUCAAAAAGUAUUUUUCCAAACAGAUGCAAUCAACUUUUCAUUAAAGGUUUAUCAUGGAUACGUUGUGCUAUGUGUUUAACAGAACUGCCAAAAUUUGUAUUGAUUUUUAAGGAAAACCUACAUGCCAUUAACCUAGUUUUACUUGGCUACAAACAAAAUGCAGAUAUCUUUAAUGCCUCUGACACCACAACAAGAUAGCAUGAGAUAUCAGGAUUUUAAAAUGUGACAUUUCUGUUUUGUUGUUCAUUUGUAUGGUCUUGCCAUGAACAAAGUUGAUAUCUGAUAACAUGCUUGCACAGUUGCAUGUUUUUCCACCAUAGUUUUAAUUUUGUUUACUUUACAAGUUAAAUUAAAUCCUGCCAAAUUCAAAAUCUCAUGAUUUUAAAGGAUUAGAAUGUCUGUGUGAAUUUUCUGUUUGGUUGCAUCAUCACAUCGCUUAAUGUCCUACUGAUAGAGCAAGGUGGCAUAAAAUGACUGGUGUUGAAAAACAUGAAUUUUGCGCUGUUUAUCUUAUGUGAUAUUUCUUCAUAUGGUGGGGCUUCUGUAAUAGUUAUAACACAAGACAACAUGUCCAAAUGUUGUGUUUUCAGUUUGAUGUUUUUUUUAAUUUAACUAUUCAUAGUUGAUCACAAAGGGGGAACUAAUCAAGUAAAGGGAACUAAUCAAAUGACUCUGCCUUCCUAUUAAAAUUAUAUUCACAUUUUUUCAAAUAUUUUAACACAGUAAAUUUUAUGUAAAUAGUUAACUAUUUAUGAUUCCAAGUUAAUUUAUGACUGCAAUAUUUAUGAUUUAAAGUUAAAGCAUUAUUAAUAAAUCUUUACUAAAUACAUAGAAAAAUAUCAGCACAUAUUAAUACUAUACUGACAUUGGUCUGGGAAACCUCUAUCAGUAAUUGCAAUAAGAGAAAGAAAGGUAACAGCUACUAAUUAAAUACUCAGUGCCUCUAGCACACUUCAAAAGUAAAACAAGAAAUACAUACCAGUUAGAGAAACACAUUUUUUAGAUUAUUUAUUACACAAUGUAUUUUAUGGCUUAAAUUUGUGUAUGUAAUAAUUGUCACUUUACAAAAUUCAACAUAUACUCAGAUCUUAACUGUUUUAUUUGUUGACUGUUUCUAGUAGACAAAGAAUUGUCCAUGUCUUAAGAUAAUUGUAUCCCAUGUUAAGUCUAUAAAAAUGGACCAACUUAUACUAUGGCUUUAAAAAUGAGUGGUUGUUAAAAAAUAUUGAUUUAAUAUUAUAAAUUAUAUGUGCUUGAUAUAUGGUUGGUUUUUUAUGUUCUUUGCAGUUUGAGAGAACAAAAAUUUGUAUUGAUGCUGACAAGAUUUACAACAAAGUUUUGUGAGAUUAAACAAUACUGGCAAUGUGUUGGCAGAAAGCCUACAUCAACUGACAAACAAUACUGGCAAUGUGUUGGCAGAAAGCCUACAUCAACUGACAAACAAUACUGGCAAUG